AUCUGCUUAAGAUUUUUGUUAAGAAAAAUAUAGCGUUAAUUAGGAUCUUCCAUUGCUCAGAGUAGUAAAAAAGUAACUACCGUACUGCAAGCACAAAGAAGCAGCAGCAUGGAUUCUGCAUUUCAACGACCAUGAGGAACAACAGCCAUAACAACGAAGAAGAUCAGCGCAGGAAAGAGAGCACUAUCGCCGGCUUAGAUUCGAGAUUCAACCAGACCCUCAGAAAUGUUCGAGGGUUGCUCAAAGGCCGAAGUAUUCCUGGUAAAAUUUUACUGACUAGACGAUCAGAUCCAAGCUUACAAGAACCUUCUACUGAGUAUGAAAGGAGCUCCUCAUUCAAGGAUGCUAGUUCAAGUGAUCGCAUGGCCAAGGCAGUAGAGGAAGAAGUCCAGAGUACAAGCAAUCCAAAUAAGAACAUAAAUGUCAAUCAGUUGAAAACAUCAACUUCAAAUACUAAUACUGAAAAUACAUCCAAAGAAGUUCAGAAAUCUGCUAUGGGUGCUAGAGCUACAGAUUCUGCAAGGGUUAUGAAAUUCACCAAGGUGCUCUCUGGGACAACAGUCAUAUUAGAGAAUUUGCGUGAGUUAGCUUGGAGUGGAGUACCAGAUUAUAUGCGACCUGAUAUCUGGAGGCUUCUCUUGGGAUAUGCACCACCUAAUUCAGAUAGAAGGGAGGGAGUUCUAAGAAGAAAGCGCCUCGAGUAUCUCGACUGUGUUUCUCAGUGUUAUGACAUUCCAGAUGGUGACAGAUCAGACGAUGAGAUCAACAUGCUUCGCCAGAUUGCUGUUGAUUGUCCACGAACCGUGCCUGAUGUCUCUUUCUUCCAGGAACCGCAAGUUCAGAAAUCCUUGGAGCGCAUCCUUUAUACAUGGGCCAUUCGGCAUCCUGCAAGUGGAUAUGUUCAGGGAAUAAAUGAUUUAGCUACACCCUUUCUAGUUGUUUUCCUGUCAGAAUACUUGGAAGGGGGCAUGGAUGGCUGGUCAAUCUCUAAUUUAUCUCCUGAAAAAGUCUCUAACAUGGAGGCCGAUUGCUAUUGGUGUCUGUCAAAAUUGCUUGAUGGGAUGCAAGACCAUUACACAUUUGCUCAACCAGGAAUCCAAAGGCUGUUGUUUAAACUGAAGGAAUUGGUUAGGCGGAUUGAUGAACCUGUUUCAAGACACCUGGAGGAGCAAGGUCUGGAAUUUCUUCAAUUUGCUUUCCGCUGGUUCAACUGUCUUCUAAUACGUGAGAUACCUUUCCAUCUUGUCACUCGCCUUUGGGACACGUAUCUUGCGGAAGGAAAUGCAUUGCCAGAUUUCCUUGUGUACAUAUUUGCCAGUUUUCUUUUAACGUGGUCAGAUAAGCUUCAGCAGCUUGAUUUCCAAGAAUUAGUGAUGUUCCUUCAACACCUUCCAACACAAAACUGGACUCACCCGGAGCUUGAGAUGGUGCUUUCAAGAGCAUUCAUGUGGCACAGUAUGUUCAAUGACUCUCCCAGCCACUUAGCUAAUUAGAAAGGGAUUUCGGGUAUUCGCCAGUUCAGAAUUAUAUUCUUUUCUUACUUCAGUAAGGGAAACCAGUCAAUUUGCUCAUAUUGUAUUGUGGUUUAUGAUGUCUGUAUUUUUGGGCAUUUCUUUUGUAGAUUUACUUUGAUACGAGGAGAAAAAGAAAAAGAAAAAAAAAAAUGCUUGUAUGAAUUUUUUCUAUUUCGGGAGUGUAGUUGAGAGGAAUCUGCAUCCUAUAUAUUCAUCGUUGUCUUCACAUCCUUUGAACACAAAUUCCUGAUAAAUGGUGAACUCCCAGCAAGCUGUAUCUACAGAAUGGGUAUAUUUUGUUCUUGAUUA
Carya illinoinensis is the source of this 1823-nucleotide messenger RNA. Its product is annotated as GTPase-activating protein gyp1-like. The transcript has 10 exons. Lineage: Eukaryota; Viridiplantae; Streptophyta; Magnoliopsida; Fagales; Juglandaceae. The coding region runs from base 132 to 1493 and encodes 453 amino acids. Gene Ontology annotation, molecular function: GTPase activator activity. The record is from RefSeq and is a predicted model, not a curated record. Gene Ontology annotation, biological process: activation of GTPase activity.